AAUGUGCUUUAUAAUAAAUAAAUUUGGAUUGGAUUGGAUUGGAUGUUCACAAAUAUUGACUGAACUUUUCUCGGCCAUGGAAAUAACAUAUUGGGGGAUUCUUAAUUUAGAUGAUGUUCCCCUUUAAAUCAUGAUUUUUUUCUAAGAAUUAGCCUGUGAAAUGGAACUUUUCUGGCCAAAACACAGGUUUGGCUCUAAGAUGCAAAAAGUGUGGAUUUUACGUGUGAAACGUUGCUUCCCCUGCUGCGUGCUGACAUCACCGGGUCCACUACGGCUCCGCCUCCUCCGCAUCUCUCCGGUGAUGCUGAUCCUCCUCCCUCCUCCUGCAUCAGCACCAUUUCUGCCUGGUAUCCUCACACAGAGAGAGAGAGAGAGAGAGAGAGAGAGAGAGAGAGAGAGAGAGAGGGAGAGGGAGAGAGAGAGAGAGAAAGAGAGAGAGAGAGAGAGACUACCCAACCCCAGCAGAGAGGAGUAGAGGCGUCAGACGGCCGCCAGAGCAUCCCGGUUACGCACCGUUCAGAGGCCCCCAUCCAUCCAUCGACGGUUUUUGCAGCUAUACCAGAAACCAGCUGAAGAAGAAGGCACACGGGCCACCACAUUUUACAAAUCAGUGCAAUGGAGAGCCUGCUGGAUAAUCCCAUGAAAGCCGUGCUUUACCUGAAGGAGCUCACCACCAUCGUGCAGAACCAGCAGAGCCUGAUCCAGACGCAGCGCCAACGCAUCGACGAGCUGGAGAGGAAGGUGGAGGACCUGAUAGGAGAGAACCGACAGCUGCGGGACCCCCAUCACUACGUCCAGCAGCAGCCUCAGCAUCACCACCACCCUCAACCUCAACCUCACCACCACCACCGCAGCGCCAGUCCCCAGGCGCCGGCCAACCUCCAUCAGCACCCGGGCAGCAACAAAGCGGCUGCAGCGCAUCUCGGCCAGCAGCAGCCGCAGCAUCAGCACCAGCCGCCGCAGCAUCAUCAGCAGCAGCAGCAGCAGGCGCAUCAGCAGGCGCAGCAUCAGCAGCAUCAGCCUCAGCCUCAGCCUCAGCAUCAGCCUCCUCAGCAGCAUCAGACCCCUCCUGCGCCGGCGACCUCCCACCACCACCCGCAGCAGCUGCAGCUCGUCCCCACCUCGCCGCAGUCCCCCAAAGCGAGCCAAGGCAGCCCGGACUCCUCCACCGCCGAGGAGGACAAGAGGAGCCCCUGCUGCAAGUCGCUGGUUCCGCAGACUCCCACCGCUCUCUGCCGCUCGGUUGGACUCGCCAGGAAAGCCGACAACCAAACGGUGCUCCACCAGUUCUGCUGCCCGGCCCCGGAGGCCCCUGAAGGGGAGACCUCUACUGCCUGUGUCCCCAGCGAUGACCUUUCUCCAGACUCGCCUAUUGGGGAGGAAGGGAAGGGAGGAGAGGGGGAGCUGCAGAGUGAGGUCGAGUCACAACAGCAGCCCGAGCAACAGCAGCAAGAGGCUCAGCCACAGACUGAACCGCCACAGCCCCAGUGUGAGCCCCAACCACAGACUCAGCCAGAAAACAAACCUCAGCCAGAACCCGAACCCGAACCUGAACCCGAACCCGAGCCCGAACCCGAACCCGAACCCACACCGGAGCCCGAGCCUCAGCCCGAAGUCGAGGCUUCGAGUGAGGAGGAAGCAGCGGCAGAGGACGCCCCCGAAGCCCCUUCGCCUUGCAGAGAGGAGCACACAGUGGUGGAGCAAGAGGAGGAAACGCUGGAAGAAGUCGAGGAGGCAAAGGGAAAGCAAGAGGGAGAGGAGGCGCAGCCCGAGCGGUGUGAGGGCGAGGCAGCACAGGAAGAAGAGGAGGAGGAGGAAGGGGGAGGAGCAAAAGGAGGUGGGGCGGGGAGGAGAGCCAGCCUGCACCACACGGCCUCGCCCUUGAGGGUGCAGCGCAACGGGGCCGGCUCGCACUCCGCCACCUCCGACUAUGAGCUCUCGCUUGACCUCAAAAAUAAGCAGAUCGAAAUGUUAGAGCACAAAUACGGCGGCCACCUCAUCUCCCGCCGUGCCGCCUGCAAAAUCCAGACCGCCUUCCGCCAGUACCAGCUCAGCAAGAACUUCGAGAAGAUCCGCAACUCGCUGCUGGAGAGUCGCCUGCCUCGACGCAUCUCCCUGCGCAAGGUCCGUGUGCAAAACACGGAGGGUUUCUCCGCUGAGCGGGCCCUGGCCGAAGGCUGCAACUUGACAGGCAUCCCGUUGGUGCGCUCGCCAUCUCUGCCCGCCACGGUCGGCGGCUCCCUGACCGACCUGGAGGACUCGUUCACCGAACAGGUGCAGUCGCUGGCGAAGUCCAUAGACGACGCGCUCAGCAACUGGAGCCUGAAGACCAUGUGCUCGCUGCAAGAAGGCGGCACGUAUCAGUUCAGCGCCGACUCCUUCAGCGCAGCAGCAGCAGCAGCGGGAGUAGGAGGUGGAGGAGGAGAAGGAGGUGGCGUGGGAGAGUCGACGAUUCAUCAAGGCCCGGUGGACCCGAGUGACCUGUCGAGAAGUGCGAGCAAGCUGAUGAUGGCGUUCCGGGAUGUGACGGUGCAGUUCGACAGCCAGAACUUCCGCGUUUCGUCUUCAGUCAUGGAGUCGUCCACCGUCACCGUCGGCAGCUGCGUCCAACAAGAAGGAGCUCCCAUCACUGUCACAUCUACUUCCACAACACCAAACUCCACUCCAGCCUCUGUUCCUCCCAUCUUCUCACAAGAACCCUCUCCUCCCCCUGCAGAGCUCCACCCAGAACCCAUAGAUCCCCCGCCGCCCCCUCAAGAGCCCCCGCCACCCCCAGAAUCAGACUUCGAAGAAUACGAGCAGGAUGUUGAAUUCCCCGCUCCUCCUCCGAGUGAAGAAGAGCUCGGGGAGGUGGAGCAGCCUUUCCUAACCCCUCUGGAUAAGAUGGCUGCUCCUCAAAGCCCAGAGGAGGUCGUGGUGGUGAUGCCACCAACCACGGGGCCCCCUCACGCUGCUGCUCCACCACUGCUGGGGAGCUCGCCCAUGGCAGAGCCGCUGGAGGUCAAGCGGUGCGGCUCGGAGACAGCAGAUAACAGCUCGGAGCAGAUGAGCAGCAGCAGCACGUCCACGGAGGCACGCUCCACAUCGGAAGCCUCGUCCAAGGAGGCGCUGCAGGCCAUGAUCCUCAGCCUGCCACGCUACCAAUGUGAGAACCCCGCCAGCUGUAAAUCGCCCACGCUGUCCACUGACGUCAUGCGGAAACGCCUCUACCGCAUCGGCCUCAAUCUCUUCAAUGUAAACCCUGACAAGGGUCUUCAGUUCCUGAUCUCUCGAGGCUUCAUCCCAGACACACCCAUCGGCGUCGCCCACUUCCUGCUGCAGAGGAAGGGCCUGAGCCGACAGAUGAUCGGAGAGUUCCUCGGCAACAGCAAGAAGCCGUUCAACAGAGACGUCCUAGAUUGUGUGGUGGAUGAGAUGGACUUCUCAGGCAUGGAGCUGGACGAAGCGCUGAGGAAGUUUCAGGCCCACAUUCGUGUCCAGGGAGAAGCCCAGAAGGUGGAGCGUCUUAUCGAGGCCUUCAGUCAGCGCUACUGCAUGUGUAACCCCGACGUGGUGCAGCAGUUUCACAACCCGGACACCAUCUUCAUCCUGGCCUUCGCCAUCAUUCUGCUCAACACCGACAUGUACAGUCCGAACAUCAAGCCCGACCGCAAGAUGAUGUUGGAGGACUUCAUACGCAACCUACGAGGUGUAGAUGAUGGAGCAGACAUCCCCAGAGAGAUGGUGGUGGGAAUCUAUGAAAGAAUACAACUGAGGGAGUUACGCUCCAACGAAGACCACGUCACCUACGUCUCAAAGGUUGAGCAGUCCAUCGUGGGCAUGAAAACGGUUCUCUCUGUUCCUCACAGAAGACUGGUGUGCUGCAGUCGACUCUUUGAGGUGACGGAUGUCAACAAGGCCCAAAAACAGGCAGCACACCAGAGAGAAGUCUUCCUCUUCAAUGAUCUCAUUGUGAUCUUGAAGCUUUGUCCAAAGAAGAAGAGUUCUGCAGCCUACACUUUCUGCAAAGCUAUGGGCCUACUCGGCAUGCAGUUUCACCUGUUUGAAAAUGAAUAUUACCCUCAUGGCAUCACCAUCCUCUCACCGUUUGGCUCAGACAAGAAGCAGGUACUUAACUUCUGUGCCCAAAGCGCUGAGGAGCUGCUCAAGUUUGUAGAAGACUUGAAGGAAUCAAUCGCGGAGGUGUCGGAGAUGGAGCAGAUACGCAUCGAGUGGGAGCUGGAGAAGCAGCAGGGAGCCAAGACGCACUCGGUAAAGAACAACGGCACACAGCUAGAGCUGCGCGGCAAACAGGGCUCCCCAUCAGGAAACCAGGAGAUAGAUGACAGAAGUGGACACAAUGCAGUAGAGGUGUCAAUUCACAACAGGCUUCAGACGUACCAGCUCAGCAGCAGCACGGCUCGGAGUCCCGAGAGCAUGGCCCUUCUUAACCACCGGGGGGAGCUGCUUUUCCAGCAGGGGCCCCAGGGGCUAAUCCACGGGCCGGCGGCGGCGCCUUCACCUCAGCACCCGCAGCUGCAGUCAGCGGCGAGCACCCCCGCCCACCACCUCCACCUACAGCAGCACCACCAGCCGGCUGUCAGCAUGGCCGACCUGAGGCCCGAGACACUCAUCCAGUGUCAGCAGAUCGUCAAGGUCAUCAUGCUCGACAACAGCGGCCACGGGCACAUGGAGGCCUUCCUCAGCCAGACGCCCACACACCACCACUACCAGCAUCACCACCACCACCACAGCCACCACCAGCUCAGUCAGUCGGCCAUGUCCACCCCAGUCCGCUCGCCGGACAGCUCCCACGGCAAUGACGGCCACCAGCCGCCGCUGCCUCCCCCACCUCCGCCUUACAACCACCCACACCAGUAUAUACCCCCCGAACCCAACCUCAGUCUACACCGGACCCCAAGUGGCUCUCGGAGCAUGGUGUAAAUAAAUUAAUUAGUAUUAGUACACACACUCCCACACAAAAACCCUUCUAUUUAAAAAGUACAUAAUGUACAUAUAUACAUACAGAUGAAAGAGCUAUAAUGAAAAAAAAUUACACUUAUAUGCAUAUAUUUAAGGAAAAAAAUUAAAAAGAAAUAUCAAGGUUUUAAAAGAGAAAUAAAGUGCAUAUUUAAAGUUUUACUUGAUUCCACAUGUAUUUUGAAAUAUUAUGUAGUUUUAACAAAUUUCUAUAACUUUUUUGUCAGUUUUAACUCUUGCUAGAGAAAACACAGAUAUUCAGUUUCUGGAUGGAUUCCUUCUAGUUCCGGUAUUCACCACCACCGCCCGCCGCCACCAACAACAACAGCAGAAAUGGACCGCGAUGGCUGGACGCACUCCGAGGGACCUUCCGCUUCUGUUCGCUUCUCUCAUCCCAAACCUCAUGCCUACUGUGCUGUAUGUGCGCGUGCGUGCAUAGUGGACACUUUACUGAAAAACGUGUGCCAAAAUACAUAGCCUCCACUAAACACUGACUUCUUUGCACUUGACUAAACGCUAGGGCUAGAAGAAAAAGAAAAAAAACUCCUUCCUUUGCUUUGAGAAAAUAGUCCUUUCACAUCGCUUCUCCCUCAAGGAGCACAAAAAAAUGAAUAACAAUUUCAAUUUCAUAAAAAAAAGAAAAACUAUGUCCCCAUUUGCACCGUUCCUGAUUUAUUUAUGUGAUGGAGAGCCUUCGCUCUUCUUCUCUGCUACCCUGGAUAAAAAAA
Sebastes umbrosus (honeycomb rockfish) is the source of this 5687-nucleotide messenger RNA. It is a transcript of the gene iqsec3a, whose product is annotated as IQ motif and Sec7 domain ArfGEF 3a. Gene Ontology annotation, biological process: regulation of ARF protein signal transduction; actin cytoskeleton organization. The record is from RefSeq and is a predicted model, not a curated record. Bases 616 to 4923 code for a protein of 1435 amino acids. Gene Ontology annotation, molecular function: guanyl-nucleotide exchange factor activity; protein binding. The transcript has 14 exons. NCBI's taxonomy places the organism in Eukaryota, Metazoa, Chordata, Actinopteri, Perciformes, Sebastidae.